Messenger RNA from Loxodonta africana (African savanna elephant), 860 nucleotides. RefSeq names its product G protein-coupled receptor 139 (gene GPR139). Bases 78 to 860 code for a protein of 260 amino acids. Gene Ontology annotation, biological process: phospholipase C-activating G protein-coupled receptor signaling pathway. The record is from RefSeq and is a predicted model, not a curated record. The transcript has a single exon. Gene Ontology annotation, cellular component: plasma membrane. Lineage: Eukaryota; Metazoa; Chordata; Mammalia; Proboscidea; Elephantidae. Gene Ontology annotation, molecular function: G protein-coupled receptor activity.
CACUUGCUGCUGCUGACAUCUUGGUCCUCUUUUUCAUCGUGUUUGUAGACUUCCUGUUGGAAGAUUUCAUCUUGAACAUGCCGAUGCCUCAGGUCCCCAACAAGAUCAUCGAAGUGCUGGAAUUCUCUUCCAUCCACACCUCCAUUUGGAUUACUGUCCCAUUAACAAUUGACAGGUACAUUGCUGUCUGUCAUCCACUCAAGUACCACACGGUCUCCUACCCAGCCCGCACCCGGAAAGUCAUCGUAAGCGUUUACAUCACCUGCUUCCUCACUAGCAUCCCCUACUACUGGUGGCCCAAUAUCUGGACUGAAGACUACAUCAGCACCUCCAUGCAUCACGUCCUUAUCUGGAUUCACUGCUUCACUGUGUACCUGGUGCCCUGCUCCAUCUUCUUCAUCUUGAACUCAAUCAUCGUGUACAAACUCAGGCGAAAGAGCAAUUUUCGCCUCCGCGGCUACUCCACAGGGAAAACCACCGCCAUCUUGUUCACCAUUACCUCCAUCUUUGCCACCCUCUGGGCCCCCCGCAUCGUCAUGAUUCUCUACCACCUCUAUGGGGCGCCCAUCCAGAAUCGCUGGCUGGUGCACAUCAUGUCUGACAUUGCCAACAUGCUGGCCCUUCUGAACACCGCCAUCAACUUCUUCCUCUACUGCUUCAUCAGCAAGCGGUUCCGCACCAUGGCAGCCGCCACGCUCAAGGCCUUCUUCAAGUGCCAGAAGCAACCUGUACAGUUCUAUACCAACCAUAACUUUUCUAUAACAAGUAGUCCCUGGAUCUCGCCAGCCAACUCACACUGUAUCAAGAUGCUGGUGUACCAGUACGACAAAAAUGGAAAACCUAUAAAAGUAUCCCCGUGA